CUAGCACAACUGUAACAACCACUACCGCUACUACCGCCUUGACAACUACUGCCACUAUUAACUGUAGAUAGUACAGCUACUACAGCCGCUGCUAAUACAACCGCUACUAAGUGUUGCUCUGCAUGUAGAUGUGAAGAAGCUGCGCUCGCUGCUGGUGUGUUUUCAGUUUUGUCUUCCUCUCUGUCUUACACACUUCCAAGUGUGUCUUCCUAUUAUCUCUUUCUCUCCUUCUGUCUGUCCUUCUCUCUAUCACUUCUCCUCCUCUAUUUCUAUAUAUCUGUCUCUCUUUCCUCUCUCUAUACAUAAUAAUAUUAUAUAUAUAUAUAUAUAUAUAUAUAUAUAUAUAUAUAUAUAUAUAUAUAUAUAUAUAUAUAUAUACAUAUAUCUAUAUAUAUUAUUUCUUUCAUUCUAUCUUCCUAUCUUCUCAGUCUGAUAUUUUUCCUUACUCUUCAAUCAUCCCCUUCGACAUCUCUGUGAUUCCCCUGGAUUAUGCACUAAAUCUCAGGAAGAUUUACCAAGAAGAAGAAAUAUUUUUUCCUUAAGAAUCGGCUUCCUAAGAAAUCUGUCCAAAUGGAAAUGACAAAGAUGGGAUCCUCGAUGGGUGAGGGUACGGAAAGGCCGCACAAACUUUACGAAAACUCGGACGAAUAUGAAGAAAAGACAAUGUAUGGAUUAAAACUGGAUGCUUUGACAUCAAAAAUUAAAACACCUCAAUUUAUUUACAUUUUAACUUUCUUUUCGGGCCUCGGAGGAUUCCUUUUUGGUUACGAUACCGGGGUUAUAUCUGGCGCCAUGAUCCUGCUACGGAAUACUUUUCUACUGUCGUCUGUAUGGCAAGAAUUGAUUGUCAGUGUGACCAUUGCUGGGGCUGCCGUUUUUGCUAUUGUCGGAGGUCUCUUGAACGACCGCAUCGGACGGCGCCCCACCAUCAUGAUUGCUAGUGUUGUCUUCACUACCGGAGCUAUAUGUAUGGGUAUGGCCCCUGACAAAUAUGUUCUGUUGUGUGGUCGGAUUAUCGUCGGUGCUGGAAUAGGUCUAGUGUCAAUGACAAUUCCAGUCUACCUAGCGGAAUGUGCUCCUAGUCAUGUCCGUGGAAGAAUUGUAUCAACCAACAUAGCCAUGGUGGCUGGUGGACAGUUUUUUGCAAAUGUCAUAGAUGGAAUAUUUGGUUUUAAUGAAGAAACUGGCUGGAGAUAUAUGCUGGGCCUGGCUGGAAUUCCUUCUGCCAUUCAGUUUAUUGGGUUCAUAUUUAUGCCAGAAUCUCCACGUUGGUUGAUUACUCGAAACAGAGACGAUGAAGCAAGACUGGUCCUACAAAAGAUGAGAGGUUAUCGAGAUAUUGAGGAAGAACUAGAAAAUAUUAAAAUCAGUUGCCAUGAGGCAGAGCUGCAGGAAAAGACAAUUGCAGGUAAAAAUCCAAUAAUACUACAGAUGAUACAGACACCAUCAGUACGUCGAGCACUCAUUGUUGGUUGCAGCUUACAACUUAUACAACAAGUAGCUGGUAUCAAUACAGUCAUGUACUACAGUGCUACAAUUAUCCGUAUGUCUGGUGUGAAGAGUGAUGAAGCUGCCAUUUGGUUGUCUGCAGUGACGGCAGCAGUAAACUUCUGCUUCACUCUUGUUGGUUUGUACUUAGUGGAAAAAAUUGGGCGCAGAGCUCUAACUCUCGGCAGUUUGCUGGGUGCUGUGAUCAGUUUAGCAUGGCUGGCUGUUGGUUUCUAUUUAUCUUCUGAAAACACUCCAGCUGUUAAUUUUGUUGAACCUGUAGCAGUGGAUACCACUUGCGCUGUACACAAAAACUGUAACCAGUGCAUGCGUGACUUAUACUGUGGUUAUUGCUACAUGGAUACUUUCCGAGGCUCAGUCAAUAGCUCUUGUUUACCAGCAGAUUAUGAUAACCCUUGGUUAUCAACCAAAGGCCGCUGCAAUUCUACCUACUUACCUGGGAAACUUACCUGGGCCUAUGACUACUGUCCUACACCAUAUGCCUGGAUGCCAAUGGUUGGAUUAGUUCUUUAUCUUGUUUUCUUUGCUCCAGGAAUGGGUCCUAUGCCAUGGACCAUUAAUUCUGAGAUCUACCCAUUGUGGGCACGAAGUACUGGCAAUGCAGCAGGCACUUUUACUAACUGGUUUACCAAUUUGAUUGUGUCAAUGUCUUUCCUUAGUCUGACAGAAGUUCUUACAAGACAUGGAACAUUUUGGUUAUACACAACGCUUGCACUGCUGGGAGGUAUUCUGCUAGCAUUUAUCUUGCCAGAAACUAAAGGCAAAACCCUGGAGGAAGUCGAAGGUGUUUUUGCCAAGUCUUGGUGUGCUCAAGGUCCAAUUUUACCGUCCGUCAAAUCUAUACAGUAUGUCCACAUACGUGGUUUAAAUCGGGACGGAAGGGAGUCAGAACUGGAUUCUCCUUAGGAAUAACACAAUAAUGACAGCUGCACACUUUGGAACAGAUCUAUUUCUUCUUUUUAGCAGAGCCAGUAUUCCAUCUCCAAUAUUUGGCAGUUUAGUGGUAAAUAAUUAGAAAAAUUAAUGUUUUACAGAUCUGAUUCUCUCCCUCUCUCCCUCUCUCUCUCUCUUUCUCCUACUCUUUCAUCUUUUCUGUUUCCUCCUCUCUUUCUCUUUACAAUACUCAUUUACAUACAGUUGCACCCAGACACAGAUACACAUAUGCAAUGCAUGCAUACAUUUGCAGAUGUUCUCUUCUUUUGAAGGCCACACCAAAAACACACAUAGAGACACAUACAUGCACACACACAUAUAUAUAUAUAUAUAUAUAUAUAAUGUUGCUGAGUUGAGAUCUUUUGCAUCCCUGCCCUGAAUAACACACAAAAGUCAACAGCCAAGUACAUUAAUUAAUUUUACUCAAUAACAUGUAGUAUACACACACACAUAUGUAUAAACACUUAUAUACUUAAAUAUAUAUAUAUAUAUAUAUAUACACAAACGUACAUACAUACACACACACUCAGACAUAGAACACAUACACACAUACACACAUCCUAUAUAUUUGUAUACAUACACAUGAACAUACAUACACUCUCUUAGUAAGUAACAUGGUGUUUAAAAACCUGUUACACUGAUCAAAAUGUUCACCAAAGUUUUAUAAAAUAUAGAAUAUAGUGCUCCCAAUUAUUCACCGAUUAACCAACCAGCAACACAUUUAGCUUUGUCUAUUAAUUAGUUUUGAUGUAAUCAAUUGUUGAGUUAAUUAAUUGCUGUGAGAUAAACAGACUAUCAAAUGUUAGUUCGUACCACUGUUGGUAAACUAGACUGUAGUGAAAAAUUACAAAGAUUUAACAGCAAGUACAGUAAAAGCUAUGCUUUGCUGAUGAGGUCAGAAUAAGACCGAAACACGUCUGGAGUUGUCUCCCAUACUUUCUGGUAAUAAUAAAAAUAGUAUUAGUCAUGGACUAAUAUUGUUUUUUUUUCUCAACGUAUAAUUAUUUCUAGUUAGCUUUUUAAAGCUCUCACAUUAAAUUUGUUGACGCAAAUUUAAUAAUUAAAAGUUUUUUCCCAUGCUUUGACAUUUCUGAAGAAUAAAUAUCUUUGACUUCAUGUUUGAUAAAUCCAAUCAAACAAGUCUUCUGGAAGAUUCUGCAAACAGGUCCAUCUUCAGCAGUAAUCAUGACAAUAUGAUAGUUUCUGCUCCUGUUUCACUUGUUUCUGCUUCCAUGAUUAUUUUUAAAUGAUCAAUGUGUUUGCUUGUGGCCAUGUGUGUGCAUGUAUAUGUUCAUGUGUGUGUGUGUGUGUGUGUGUGUGUGUGUAUCAUUUGGAAUAAUAUACAAGUGAAGCAUAUUACAUUCCCAAAAGUUUGCAUCGGAAGAGUAUUCUUGUUAUAAAAGGAUUAAAAGAAGCCUAUAAGACAUAAUAAAAUAUGCUUAGAGUAAUGGCAUUUGUGUGCAAGAAAAACCAUAUAUCAUAAAAUCUGAUUAAUGUAUAUAUGUGUGUAAGGUGGCGAACUGGCAGAAUCGUUAGCACGCGGGGCGAAAUGCUUAGUGGCAUUUUGUCCAUCUUUAUGUUCUGAGUUCAAAUUCCACCAAGGUCGACUUUGCCUUUCAUCCUUUCAAGGUCGAUAAAAUAAGUACCAGUUGAACACUUGGGUGGUGGGGGGGGGCAUAUAAUUGGCUUAUUCCCUUUCUCAAAAUUGCUGGCCUUAUGCCAAAAUUUUAAAUCAAUAUAUAUGUGUGGGAGUGGGUGUGCACGGACAUAUUUGCGCAUGUGUAUGUUAUGUUAUGGCCAUCACUUGGAAUCAAGGCUGAUUUGGUAGCUUGUACCAUGCUUUUGCCAAAUGUUUUAGGUACCCAUGUAGUCACAUGCAGAUAUAGAUAGUGUCUCACACUCUCAAUUCCCCCACCCCUUGACUCAGGAUGAAAGGGACAGUUAACACACACACACACACUCACAUGUAUGUAUGUAUACACAUACAUUCAUACAUAUACUCAAAAAUUCACACACACACAUGCAUAAACACACACAAACACAAACACACACAUAGAUAAUUAAAAUUAAUUAAUCAAAGAAGGAGUGUUGAUGUUCAUGAUCUUUGUAGGCAUUCCCAGGCUGGCAAGAUCAAUGCAAAUGUUGCUUAUAUAUAAAUGUGUGUGUUACAUGUGUGUGUUACAUGUGUGUGUGUGUAUAUGUGUGUGUGUGUGCAUGUGUGUAUGUGCAUGCAUUUUAUGUGUGUGAGAGUGUGUGUGUGCAUGUGUGCAUGUGCAUGCAUUUUAUGUGUGUGAGUGUGUGUGUGUGUGCAUGUGUGUAUGUGCAUGCAUUUUAUGUGUAUGUGUGUGUGUGUGUGUGUGUAUGUGCAUGCAUUUUAUGUGUAUGUGUGUGAGUGCGUGCAUGUGUGUGUGUGUGUGUGUGUGUGUGUGUGUGUGUGUGUGUGCGUACUUUCCCAAAAUACACUCAUACACAUAGUCGAAUGAAGUCUGUGGUUUCAUUGGAUCAGUAGAAUUUGGAAGUUAGUAGAACUGCAUUAUUUCAUCACAUAUAUCACCAACCCACAUUAGAAUCUCACCAAAAAUACUAGGACACAAUUAGAUUUACACUUUCCACUUCAUUUACUGCUGCUCCUGUUACUACUGCUGCUGCUUCUGGCAUCUUUGUUUCAUCAUUUCUUUUAUUUAAUCUUCUUUCUUCUUCAAUCUCUUUCUUUGAUGGAGAUAGAGGGUAAGAGAGCAAGAGACUUAUAGUAAGAGAGAGAAGAAGAGGAGUUGAUAGAAGGAUUGAGAGAGAAUGGAGACAGAGACAGAGAGAAUGAAAACUGAAGAGAGAGAGAGGGGGGGGGAGAGUAGGAGGGAGAAGGUAGUAGCUGUGACAGAGGUAGUGGGAAAGAAAGUGAGUGAAGGUGCAAAAGUGAGAAUAUUUAGAGAGUAAGAGAAUGUGAGAGAGAAAGAAUUACAGAUGGAAUAUCCUGAAAAAGAGUGAGAGAGAAUUAAAGACAGAUAAAGAGUGAGAGAGAAGUAGAAGCAGAUAUAAAGAUGUAGAAAGAAUAUAGAGAGGAGGAGUGAUUUUUUAAAAUCUAGUCUUCUGUAUGAACAUAAUGUAUGUAAUAAUUGCUACUUAAUAUCUCUAUGUUAAACAUUGAUCAGGGAAUGACUGUAAUAUUGUGUUAAUAUGCAGAGAUGGUGGUGCUGGUGGUGCUGGUGUAACAUGGCAGUAGAUGUGGGUUAACAUCAUAGUAGUGGUGGGUUAAUGUCAUUAGUGUUGGUUAAUAUGAUGUCGGUGGUGUUGAGGUAAUAUAGCGGCUGUGGUCAGUUAACUUGUCAUUAUUUGUAGGUUAAUAUCUUCAAUGGUGGUAGGGUGGGGUAAUAUCUUGGUGGUGGUUGGAUAAUAUCUUGGUGAUGGUUAGAUGAUAUAGUGGUUGCAGCCAGUUAACCUGUUAAUAGACAGUGGGUUAACAUGGAAGUGGUGGUAUGGGACAACAUGUCAGUGGUGAUGGGGGCAACAUGUUUGUGGUGGUGAUAUGUUAACAUCAUAGUGAUCAGUUAACCUAUCAAUGGUAGUGACCAAGUAUGUGACAGAAGGUGCAGUAACAUGUCAGUGAUAGUGGGGUAAUAUGGCAGUUGUGGUCAGUUAACCUUUAAACAGUGAUGGGUUAACACGUGAAUGAUGUUGGGAUAAUAUAGCAGUUAUAGUC
Messenger RNA from Octopus bimaculoides (California two-spot octopus), 6139 nucleotides. RefSeq names its product proton myo-inositol cotransporter. Gene Ontology annotation, biological process: myo-inositol transport; transmembrane transport. Gene Ontology annotation, cellular component: apical plasma membrane. The record is from RefSeq and is a predicted model, not a curated record. Lineage: Eukaryota; Metazoa; Mollusca; Cephalopoda; Octopoda; Octopodidae. Gene Ontology annotation, molecular function: myo-inositol:proton symporter activity.